Molecule: messenger RNA, 408 nt
Organism: Diaporthe citri
Lineage: Eukaryota; Fungi; Ascomycota; Sordariomycetes; Diaporthales; Diaporthaceae
Exons: 2
Coding region: 1-408 (135 amino acids)
Source: RefSeq, a predicted model, not a curated record
AUGGGCAACGGAUACUUCGACUGGAUGCUUUUUGAGGAUGGUAAGGUGAGCGGGAUCGCCUCUGAGAUUAUCGAGGUCGGUUUUAACAACCUGGACGAGGCCACGGCAAGCGAAUACGCCUCAUACAUGACCUGGACAUCGGAGAAAGCCUUCACUGAUUCCGCAAAAUACUCGCCUUGGACCAGCGGCAACGUUACCGAGGCGUACAUCCACACACUCCUCGACAAUGCGCUUCCGUAUCCUAUCCAAUUGGGCAUGGAGGCACUUCUACCCGAGGGUUCUGCCGUAUAUUCUAUCAAUUCCAGUCAUGUCCCAUUCAUUAGCCACCAAGAUGAGCUCUUGACGGCAGUUGAGGCGGCAGUUGAGGUCGGCGUUGAAGGUGCUGCGAAGUAUGUCGUCCGUGCAUAG